Alternaria atra is the source of this 1347-nucleotide messenger RNA. RefSeq lists its product as uncharacterized. Gene Ontology annotation, molecular function: methyltransferase activity. Bases 1 to 1347 code for a protein of 448 amino acids. Lineage: Eukaryota; Fungi; Ascomycota; Dothideomycetes; Pleosporales; Pleosporaceae. The record is from RefSeq and is a predicted model, not a curated record. The transcript has 4 exons.
AUGUCAGCGUCGAACAAUUCCCCAGACACUAACGGGAGCGCCCAUGAUUACUCCACCGCUGAAGAGGCUAGCAGCUCCGGUCCGUCGCUCGAAAUCGACAGCGAGGACACUGAGGGACAAAGCGACGAACGCGACUCCGAUUUUGGUGAUUCUGCUUACGGUGACAACCAAUCUUCCUACACCAUGUCCGCAACCUCUUCAGUGUUCCACUUUCGCUAUGAGAAUGGCAGACGGUACCACGCCUAUGCCGAGGGAAAGUACCCGGUACCCAAUGAUGAGGUGGAAGCAGAUCGACUAGACCUACAACACCACGCAUUUAGACUUACACUAGAUGGCAAGUUAUAUCGUGCGCCUAUCCCCAAGGAUGUACAAAACGUGCUCGAUGUAGGAUGCGGCACUGGUAUCUGGUCUAUUGAGUUCGCUGAUGAGCAUCCGUCCGCUCGUGUUCUCGGUACCGAUCUAAGUCCCAUCCAACCCGCGCAAGUGCCUCCCAACUGUGAAUUUCUCAUCGAUGACUGCGAACAAGACUGGAUUUUUCGUGAUCAGUUCGAUUACAUCCAUACGAGAGCCAUGGUGGCAGCCAUCAAGAACUGGGAUCGCUUCUUCGAACAGGCCUACGCCAACCUCAAGCCAGGAGGCUACCUGGAGUGUCAAGACAUCGCCUUUCCCAUAAGAUGCAUGGAUUCUGGUGUUACAGUAGAAGACUCUCCCCUGAUCCGCUGGUCGGAGUACUUUCUUGAAGCCGCUAAGAAGAUUGGCCUUGAUGGUACUUCACCAAGGCACUUCACGCCACAGCUUCGUAAUGCUGGCUUCAAAAAUAUCAACCUCAAGUCGUACAAAUGGCCUGUUGGCAAGUGGGCAAAAGGCGCGAGGUUCAAGUUACUCGGUCGCUUUGUUCACGAAGAUCUGAUGGACUGGCUCCCAAGUAGUUCACUCGGGUUAUUCACACGCGUGUUGAAGUGGUCGCGGGAAGAAGUGGAAGUUUUUCUAUCUGAGUGUAGAGCGGAGGCAAAGAGGAAAGACCGACAUUACUAUGCUGAUGUUUUCUUCUAUCACGCCCGCAAGCCGGAAGGCGCAAACUAUUCAAAUCUGGAACAAGAUUUUGUGUCAUGGGAGGAAUCAAUAGAUCGUGAUGAAGAAGACGACGGACACCAUGCGAGGCCAUCAACCACAAACUCUACUUCUUCGGCACACACUACGGCUGGCCCACCUGCUGCUUCCGCUACCAAAGAAAAUAACACAUCGGAGAAAGGCGCCAAAAGCUCCACUACCGAAGACUCGACAACACCAACAUUGCAUACUCGAACUGAGAAGCCGGUCGUCACUGACAGCGAUAGUGGGAAAUGA